AGGCACCCGCCUCUUCUUCUUGGUUGGAUGUUCCUGGUACUCCCGUUCCUGCCCGCAUCCAAUCUUUUUAUUACCGUUGGAUUCGUCGUUGCGGAACGAGUGCUCUACAUGCCCAGUGUCGGAUGGAUUCUACUGGUCGUGUACGGGAUGCAAAUCAGCUGGACCGCAAUUCCCCGAAGAAGAAGUCUGAUCACCACAGGGAUAGUUCUACUUCUACUGUUAGGAUGUUACAAAACGAUUCAUAGGAAUCGAGAUUGGACUUCCAGAGAGACUCUGCUGAGAGCCGGACUACGAUCUCUACCGCACAACGCCAAGAUGCAUUACAACUUUGCCAACUUCCUCAGAGACAUGUCGCAACCGAACCGUGCGAUCCUGCAUUACCAGCUGGCCCUUUGGCUGUGGCCGACGUACGCCAGCGCGCAUAACAACCUCGGAACACUCACCGUGGGCGAUCAAGCGGAGCAACACUUUUUGGCGGCGAUACACGCUCAACCAGGACACGUGAACGCUCAUUACAAUCUUGGUCAGUUGUACAGGAAAACGAAUAGAACAGAGGAGUGCAUACGAAUGCUUCAGAAGUGUGUAUCUCUGGACCCAGCCUACACACCGGCGUAUCUGGUUUUGGCGAGACUGGCAACGGGGCCAGCGGCCGGGGUGCUUUUGAGACACGUGGUUCGAUUGCAACCACGAAGUCCCGACCACCUUGCGGAAUAUGCAUCGUGGUUGUUCCAAAAUGGUAAAUGGCUACCCUCCCUGAAGUACUAUCUCAAAGCCAUGGAGGUCUCGCCGUCGCAUAGAUCGUCGCUCCUGGGAACGGUCAGGAUCCUGAGGUCGCGAGGUCAGUGGCCGAGGGUGCAUCAACUUAUCACCAGGUGGCACCUGAUGUUACGAGCGAAACGUGGUGGGCUCAUAUAUCGUGGCGACCUUUAUAUACGCGCGUGGCAGCUGCAGAGCGAAUCUCGUCGUCGAGCGCAUCAACAUCAAGCAAAUAUCUGUUUAUCGGAGGGCGGUUGUUCGACACCCCGUGUCGCCAGCGUGUCGGUGCAACUCGAGCAGGACAGCAACAAGUCGGAGCAGCUGGAGCGGGCGCCACGUUGUAACGUACGUACCUGUAGACAGUCGAGAAAGGGGAAAGCGCGUGUCACAGCACCUGCUCUGCUCGUCCAGAAUCUCCUGGAGACGCUCUAGCUCGAACAAUUCUUCGACUAACUACCCGUCUCUCUCUCUCUCUCUUUUUCUCUAUUUUCGUCUCAACGAGAAACCAGACACGCGAUCCAGUCGGCUUCUGAAGACAUCCCGCGAGUCCUGGAUCUUUUGUAAGUGAAACCGGAAAGAGAUGAACGGAUUUUUCCGUGCGUAGCCUGUUUUUACGGUGGUCGCAGGAUGACUGUUUUUUCAAUGAAUUUCGCGAGCCAGGUAUCGGAUCGACUACAUUUUCACGAGAGGACCAAGAGAACUGUAGUUCGACCACGAUUUUCGAAACGACGAAUGAAUUUGUAUUGAAGCGGGUAUAGCGUGGUCGUAGAGUAGUCUCUGAACAAUGUUUCGUUCGAGUGUUUUGAUGUUUCAGUGUCUUGGAAAAUGUUCACCAGUAACGGAGUGAUCUGAUGAUCAUGAUAGCCUUAUCCCCUCUCUUGUAAUAUUAAAGACGUAUUUCUUUGACAGAAGUAGAACUACCAAGUAAACAAGAUCUAACUAUGAAAUCAUCUUUGCAACGUCUCAUUCAAUUUUUAUCUCCCCAAAAAAAUAAGAAGGGAAAAUUGGUAUGUAACAAAGAUUGGUUUAAAUGAAACUUUAUCAAGGUUACUUUUAUCAAAUUUCAUCAAGAUUACUUUUACUAUUUAACUUCGAGAAUGAAAGAUUACUUCAAGAAUGAACAAUUACUUCACUAAAUGAAUUACAGUUAAUGAAUAGUCUGUUGCUUUUUAUCAACCCUAUAAACUACAAUCUGCGUCACGUUCAUUGCAUCAAUCAACGUCGUUCCUCAACGUCACGUAUCGUUUCACGGAUCUCCGACAUUUACGACCACGCUGUAUUUCGUUGGCUACACGAUAAUGAAAGGCAUAUGGCGUCGUCCAAGUCUCCGAAUGAUCGUUCAGGGGACUUGGACAGGUGAUAAUCGGCGUUGGUAAUAUAGUUACUACUAUCGAUAGCGUCGAGAUGUUUCUACUACAUGUUCGCUGUACUUCGAGUGUGCUUUCGACGUUCUCAGAGAAACGCUGCUCGUCACGAUGCUACUCGUCGAUGUGUCGAUGCUUUCGUGUCGUUGAGAACCGUGUAAAUAUUCAUUGGUUGUAAGCUUCGAAAUAAAAGCGAUGUUUUUUCCCUAGGAACGUUGAGAACGACGAUGACGAAAAAGUUUACUUGUACCAUUGUUAUCUUCAUCUUAACAUUUUUUUUUAAAUCAGCAAACUCGGCCAAGUGAAAUAUCACCUUAGG
Messenger RNA from Megachile rotundata (alfalfa leafcutting bee), 2439 nucleotides. Its product is annotated as protein O-mannosyl-transferase TMTC1. NCBI's taxonomy places the organism in Eukaryota, Metazoa, Arthropoda, Insecta, Hymenoptera, Megachilidae. The record is from RefSeq and is a predicted model, not a curated record. Gene Ontology annotation, molecular function: protein binding.